Messenger RNA from Folsomia candida, 3670 nucleotides. RefSeq lists its product as uncharacterized. Gene Ontology annotation, biological process: regulation of DNA-templated transcription. The record is from RefSeq and is a predicted model, not a curated record. Gene Ontology annotation, molecular function: sequence-specific DNA binding; transcription corepressor activity; transcription factor binding. Gene Ontology annotation, cellular component: nucleolus. The transcript has 6 exons. Bases 49 to 3438 code for a protein of 1129 amino acids. Lineage: Eukaryota; Metazoa; Arthropoda; Collembola; Entomobryomorpha; Isotomidae.
GUUUUAAAAUUAAAUUCAACUUCAAACUUUAGAAUAUUAUUUUUGAAAAUGCUUGAAGCGUUUUCGAAGCUGGGUAGUGAUGAUUUGACAACGUCUCGGAGUGCGGGGUCCGACAUCUUUGCACAUGUUGCAGUGAAGGGGUCCGAGCUUGACUACGCCGUGUCAAGGCUCGUCCGAGGUCUGGAGUCAAGUAAGGUGUCGACACGAACCGCAAGUUACUCUACUCUUGUGGCGUUUCUAGGAUUGAAACAGCUUAAAGUUUCACAGCUUCGAGAAAUUGUUGGAAAAACGCUACAAACUGAUCAAAGCACGUCUACAAAGGAAAGAAGGCAUAUUUAUAUUGCUCGAAUUUUGGCAUGUGGCGCAAUUAUCAGAGUUGUCCCACUCGUUCAUCUGCUUCAGGACGAAGUAGUCUUCAAAAGUAUUCUCGGCGAUUUGGUCGACUUGGGGAAGAAACGUUCCACUCUGCUCGAUCUAGCGACGCCAUUCAUCAUCCAUAUCCUAAAUGACAAGAAACUGACGCAGUCCAUAUUUGAGGAUGUCAUUUGGCCAGUGUUGGUCCCCCUCUUUGCCAACUUGGAGGUGAAAACUGAGAAGGAGAAUGAUGACCAGGAAGGUGAAGAUAUGCCAAACGGGGAAGAAGCAGUGGUUAAACAAGAAUCUGUUGAGAAAGAUGCCAGGGCUGCCAUUCUUCUGACGGCGUUAACCUGUUACGACAAGGGCUUGAAGACUGAUUUCGACUUUUUAAACGACUUGGACCGCGUUGUUAAGAUUUUGUUGGCCCAUCGAAUCGCCAAUAUGCCACAAAUAGUAGAAUUGAUCAUAAAAUAUGUCAAGAAACAAGACCUUGCUAAAGAGUUUUGGACUUCGUUAAUGUCUCAGAUGCGUUCUUCCCACUUUGAGACGGUCUGUGUCUGUGUGCAAAAGUCUGUCGAAGCAGGCAUUCGUCAGAGUCUGAUUGUCUCCACGGAAUUGGUCAUCCCUCUUCUCGGCGUAUUUCGAAAUGACGAAGCCUCUGAUCAACAUGCCCAAGCAGUCAAGACUCUCAGUGCUCUUUUGAAAUGGAGUACCAAGGAUGGCGAGAAAAUGGGAAAGAAGGAAAGAAAAUCCGUCAUCAAGUCCUUAUUUGGAGGUUCUCCCAAUCUACUCCACGAAUAUCAAAAACUUCUUCGAAUAAUGACACCGUUUUUGGGAGAGCUUUGUACCGAAAAAGAUUUGACGGUUUUGGGAUCUGUACUUAGCAAGCAUCUUGACUCUGAAACAAGCCUUAGUGUUCGAAUGUGUAUCGUCUAUAUCCAGUUUUUAUCGAGAAUUGCACAAUCUAAAAAAGCCAGCCCUGAAUUGAAGCUAUCUAUUGGAAAGAGGCUUUUUUCUAUCGCAUUUGGAAAACAAAUCCCAAACUUAACAAAGGCAUCAGAGAAUAGUAAUAAGGCUGACAAUGGCGAUGAUAAUAGUGAAAAAGAAGAUGGUGAUGAUGAAGACGAGGAAAAAGAAGACAUUGUAUCCCAAAAGAACGAUACUAAAGAAGCUGUCCAACAUGUAUCAAAGUCUUGCAUGGAAGCGUUCAAAUCUCUGAUUGGAUCUUCAUAUAAUCCACAAUUUUUAGAGGAGAUGAUACAGCUCGUAAGUGAAGAUUUAGAUCAUUACUGCAAGGAAAAGGAGACAAAAAAAUUGUUCAAAAAAGCAGAAAAGCAAAGGGAUAAGACGACGGAUAUCUAUUUAAAAUAUAUUUUGGGGUCAUACGCCAUAAUAUUGAUUCUCGAACAGGACAAGGUGCUAGGGGAAGCUCAAACUUAUCUUGAGGAAUUGUUAGAAAUUUCUAAAUCUAGCAGUGAAGAUGCAACAGCAGGAAUUAUGCAAUUUAUGCUGUCCACUGUUACAAAAGAUGAACAACCACCGUUCGAUUUCGAAUCCGUAUUUUCUCGGCUUGUGAUAGAAAAUAAAAUAUCAGAGGAAAUCAUUCAACAAAUUUCAGACAUUGUGGAUGUUGACGUUAACGAGGACGAGCAAGGCGACGAAGAUGAAGACUCAUCGGAUGACGAUGAUGAAGAAACAGAGGAGAAAAUGGACGUUUCCGAGGAUGACGAAAAAGACAAAGAAAGUGACAACGAUGAGGAGGAGGAAGAGAAACCUGCGAAAAUAAGUAAAUCUAAAGCGAAAAAUGCUCAGGAAAAUGAUGAGGAUGAGGAUGACGAUGGUUCGGACUCCGAGUCCUCGAUCGAUAUGGAUGAUGCUACUGAAGAGGACCUCGCGAAUAUGAAUAAAGCAUUGGCAAAAGUGUUUGCCACCAAAAAGAAAGUGAAGGAAGAAGAAACUUCAGAAAUUAGAAGUCUGAUGAGAACAUUUAGACUUUUGGAAGCUUUGUUCAGCAGAAACGCUAAAGUGUGUCCAAUCAGUAUCCCACUUAUGCUUCUCAUGCCCAUCAUCCACGCCUUGCAACAUGCCAGCCGUGGAAAGAAGUCCAACAAAAGCUUAUCAACUCGGAUCGUAUCCGUUCUCAACAAACUUAACGCAAUCAAGAAAAUUGAGGGUGGAGAUAGCGUUGAAAAGGGAACUUUACUUACCAUGUCGAAAGACUUGGUGACUCUGAUCAAACAAGGAAAAAAUCGACUGAUUGGUGACUUAUUGGGCGAUUCGAUUGUAAUGCUGACCAAGUGUUAUCUGCAAGGAAAUAGACGCACCAAAGGAGAAGAUACGGGAUUCGUCGCUUUAUACACGGGACUCUUGGACUUGAAAGACGACACUCGAAACAAGAGCAUGGGAAUCUCUUCCAACCUGAUAUCCUCUGCACUGACAACUCUGCCAAACUGGGAUGACGGCAAGGAUGCCCUUGUGAAGAGAAUACUCUCCAUUAUAUUUAACCCUGCCGAAAUUCGCCACUUUAGAAGGAUGCAAUUCUUAAUCCUACUUCGUGCCGCAGUAUCCGACAACAGCAAUGCUCCAGAGUUAUCUAAAAAGUGGAAAAUUGACGCAGUUAAAGGUUUAACCCAACAUGCGGGCAAGUAUUUCCCCUCUACCACAUCACCAAACGGCCAGAAUCUUAUAAAAGAACUCUUACUAACGCUGACUGACCCAUCCACAACUUCUGAUCCUGAAAUUUCUGACGUCAUUGAAAAAUUCUUUAAAAAAUUGUACAAAGAUCAUAGCUCAAAAUCUUCAUCCGAAGGUAUGAAGGCUGCUUUCAAUUUAGCCCGACGUCAACCCCAAGUGAGAAAGUUCUUGGUUAAAAUUGGUUUAACUGAUGUCCUCGCUGCAGAAGAGGAGCCUCCAAAAAUAAGCCAAUCAAACGGCACUACCCCAAAAUCAACGACAAAAGUGAAAGCAGGAUCGAAACGAAAAUCAGAAGCCGUUCCAAUCAAUAGUAGUCCUCUAAAAAGUGCAUCCACUCCAUCAUCGACUACAACUCCAUCCAAAAAAAAAAAAUCAAAGCACUUGUAACGAUUUUAUUGUUUUUUAUUAUGUUGUUAUAUUUCAUCACGGGACUACAUAAAUCAUUUGUUAACUAUUGCAUUUACUCCUGGAUUUAAGUAAAUGUCAAUGUACCAAUCUGCAUUUCCUGCAUUUAUAUUAUCUUUAAAACCUAUAGUACAUAUUUAAUAUUUCUAUUGUAUAAUAUGACCAUGAUGUGUAAUUUUGUUUAGCAAUAAAUUAUAAACAAAAGCGAAAAGUA